UUUUGUGUUUUUCGGCUAGAAAGACAUUAAGUUUUUUGGUCCCUUGAAUAUAUAUAAUUGGCCUAUGUUUUACAUGGAAUUUUUCAUGUUUUUAGAACUCCUGUGUUGUUCUCCACCAUUGUAGUUGUGCAGAAUAGAGACAGACAAGGCAUCAACUUUUCUGCUACUGCUAGUGUUUUCAAAAGUGUGCUUCAGCUUGAGCAUCCACUGAAUUCUAUGGCAUGAUUUGGUCUUCUCUUCUGUUUAAAGGAAAAAUUUGCCUUAAAAGAUUUAUUUUAUACUAACCUAGUCAACCUUUAAUAUCUGAGCAUAGUGUUUUGUAAAGAGAUGCAUGCCUGAAGAGAAAGAACUGCCUAAUGGAUCAUGGCUUUGCUGUUUACAGGACAUACCUUAUUUCUAGCAUUAGUGUUGUUUGCUGUCUCCACUUUUGAAGAAUCUGUAAGCAAUUUAUCUGACUGGGUGAAUUUCACAGAAAAUAUGGAUCAAUAUGAGAAGCAAAAUCUGCAUAGUUUCAGCGCCAGCCAGAAGCUGAGAAAACCUGUUCUUCAUCCAAGCCUGUAUUUUGAUGCUGAAGAUGUACCAGCACUGAGGCAGAAGUCCCGCACAAGUCAUUUGCAUCUGUUUAGAGUGAUUAGAAGUGCAGUGACAGUUAUGCUAUCCAAUCCAUCAUAUUACCUACCUCCACCCAAACAUGCCGAUUUUGCUGCAAAAUGGAAUGAGAUUUAUGGCAACAAUCUGCCUCCCUUAGCAUUUUACUGUUUGCUGUGCCCAGAAGAUAAGGCUGCGUUUGAUUUCACUCUAGAGUAUAUGGACAGAAUGGCUGGCUACAAAGACUGGCUGGUUGAGAAUGCUCCAGGAGAUGAAGUGCCACUUGGCCAUUCCUUAACAGGUUUUGCCACUGCUUUUGACUUUCUAUAUAACUCCCUGGGUAGUGUUAGAAGACAAAAAUACCUAGAAAAGAUAUGGUCUGUGAGUGAGGAAAUGUAUGAAUAUUCAAAGGUCCAUUCUUGGGGGAAACAACUUCUCCAUAACCACCAAGCUACUAAUAUGCUAGCAUUACUCACAGGGACCCUGGUUACUGGGGUGGGCAAAGAAUCUCAAGCAAAUAUUUGGAAACAUACUGUGGUUGAUGUGAUGGAGAAAACUAUGUUUCUACUCAAUCAUAUUGUAGAUGGCUCUUUGGAUGAAGGAGUAGCUUAUGGUAGUUAUACAGCUAAGUCAAUAACCCAAUAUGUUUUCCUGGCUCAGCGCCAUUUUGGUAUGAAUAACUUAGAGAACAACUGGCUGAAAAUGCACUAUUGGUUUUAUUAUGCCACCCUGCUGCCAGGCUUUCAGAGGACUGUGGGUAUAGCAGAUUCUAAUUAUAACUGGUUUUAUGGCCCUGAAAGCCAACUGGUUUUCUUGGAUAAGUUUGUAAUGAAGAAUGGAGCUGGCAACUGGCUAGCACAGCAGAUUAGGAAGCAUAGACCCAAGGAUGGCCCAAUGGUGCCAUCUACUGCACAAAGAUGGAGCACUCUUCACACUGAAUAUAUAUGGUAUGCUGCAGAACUAACACCUCAGCCACCUCCUGGCUAUGGCACUGCUAAGAUGCAUGUGUUUCCUAACUGGGGAGUUGUUACUUAUGGGGCUGGGCUACCAAACACUCAGACCAACACCUUUGUGUCUUUUAAAUCUGGAAAGCUUGGUGGCCGUGCAGUCUAUGACAUUGUUCAUUUUCAACCGUAUUCCUGGAUUGAUGGGUGGAGAAGUUUCAAUCCAGGGCAUGAACAUCCAGAUCAGAACUCCUUUACUUUUGCUCCUAAUGGACAGGUAUUUGUAUCAGAGGCUCUCUAUGGACCUAAGUUCAGUCAUUUGAAUAAUGUGCUGGUGUUUGCCCCAUCACCAACAAGCCAGUGCAAUCAGCCUUGGGAGGGACAACUUGGUGAGUGUGGACAAUGGCUUAAAUGGACUGGUGAUGAGGUUGGAGAUGCAAGUGGGGAAAUUAUCACAGCAUCCCAGUAUGGAGACAAGAUGUUUGUGAGUGGUGAGGCAGUAUCUUCCUACACUUCUGAAAUGAAACUGAAAAGUGUAUAUCGUGCUCUUCUACUUUUAAAUACUCAGACAUUGCUAGUAGUAGACCAUAUUGAAACGGAGGAAGACUCUCCCAUCAGCUCUGUCAGUGCCUUCUUUCAUAAUCUUGAUAUUGAUUUUAAAUAUAUACCUUACAAGUUUAAGAACAAAUAUAAUGGAGCUAUGAUGGAUGUGUGGGAUGCUCAUUAUAAAAUGUUUUGGUUUGACCAUCAUGGGAGUAGCCCUGUCGCAAGGAUACAAGAGGCAGAGCAAGCAGCCGAGUUCAAGAAGCGAUGGACUCAGUUUGUAAAUGUCACCUUUUCUAUAAAAAACACUGUAAAAAGGAUUGCUUACCUGUUCUAUGGACCUUAUGUCAAUGUUUCUAAUUGCAGGUUUAUUGAUGAUUCUAAAUCUGGAUUUCAGAUUUCUCUGAAUGUAAACAACACUGAGAAUAUUGUUUCUGUUGUGACUGACUAUCAGAAUCUGAGGAUGAGGUUCAAUUAUUUGGGAUUUGGUGGCUUUGCCAAGGUGGCUGAUGAAAGCAAAGUUAUCAAAUUUGGUCUAGGCACUGAAGCUGUCGAGAAGCAUAUAACAAGUGACAGGACAGUUUUCCCAUUUGGAUUCAAAGUGAAUAUGAUAGCAGGGUUAAUUUUGGGUAUUAGUUUGGUAAUACUGGCUUUCCAGUGGCGGUUUUAUAUUUCCUUCAGCAAAAUGUUGCGUUGGAUCCUUUUACUGGUUAUCAUCCUGUGGCUUAUUGAACUGGUGGAUGUGUGGAGCACCUGCACUCAGCCUAUCUGUGCAAAUUGGAAUAGUGACACGACAAGUGUGGAACCUGAUACCAGCAAUAGAGCCAAACAGUCAGAAAGAAACCCUGUUGUUUUGCCAGAUGUUGUAAUUACUUCACUUCCAGGUUCUGGAGCAGAAAUUUUAAAGCAACUUUUUUUCAACAGUAGUGAUUUCAUAUACAUCAGAAUUCCCACAGGAUACCUUGAUGUCCCAGAAACUGAAUUUGAAAUUGACUCAUUUGUUGAUGCAUGUGAAUGGAAGGCAUCUGAUGUCCAACGUGGCCAUUUCCAUCUCCUGCAAGGUUGGCUCCAGUCUCUAAUUCAAGACACCAGACUACACUUACAAAAUAUUCAUUUAUAUGAAGCCAGCAGAACUAAAUUAGCUCAACAUUCUACCAUAAGCAAAGACAGAAAGAGGAGAUCUAGAAAGAGAGAAUCUUUGUCAGAACAAAAAAGCAAAAUGAGAGGAAACAUGGACAAAGAUGCUGAAUACAUCAGGGAACUGAGGCGACACCUUGUUUAUUAUCCAAAUGCACGUCCUGUACUUAGUUUCAACAGUGGGAGCUGGACAUUGAAGCUUCCUUUCUUUCAAGAAAUAAUAGGGCCUUCAAUGAGGGCCUUGUAUGUAGUAAGGGACCCUCGGGCAUGGAUCUACUCAAUGUUGUACAACAGUAAGCCAAGCCUCUACUCCUUGAAAAAUAUUCCCCAGCACUUAGCCAAACUGUUUAAAGUAGAAAAUGGUAAAGUAAGGUGCAGUUUAAAUUCAGGCUACACCUUUGAAUAUGAAUCAUUGAGGGAAGAACUCUCAGCCUCUAAUUCAAAUCCAGUUUCUGUGCUGUCUCAUUUGUGGAUAGCAAACACAGCAGCAGCACUGAGAGUAAAUGGAGAUUUGCUGCCAACAAAUUAUCAGCUGGUCAAGUUUGAAGAUAUUGUGAAUUCUCCCCAGCAGACAGCUGAAACAAUUUUUGCUUUUCUCGGUAUUCCUCUCUCUCCUGCUAGCUUAAACCAAAUAUUGUUUGCCACCUCCACCAAUCUCUUCUACCUUCCUUAUGAAGGAGAAAUAUCACCGAUUAGUAUCCAUGCUUGGAAACAAAACAUGCCUACUGAAGAAAUUAGACUGAUUGAGGACAUCUGUUGUUCCCUAAUGGACCACUUAGGAUACCCAAAGUUUACAGAUUAAAUGCUGCAGGCCAGCAGUAAUUUGCACUAAUGAUCCCCAACUCACCAGUUUAUUAAUAAGAUUAGAGAAGUUUGUUUAUUCUUGUAAAAUGUGUGUACAGUCUGUUACAUGCAGAGAGAGAUUAUUUUAAAAAAAAUAGAUACUUGUUCUCGCAGGAUUUUUUUUUACACUUGUAACUACUUUUGCUGCCUUUCAAAUAAAGCUGUGUGAAGCUUAAUAAAAUUACUAGCUGGGAAUGGUAUAGCUCAAGGGGGUGGUAAUAGGAUAUGGAACCUUUCACUUCCAGGCUACCAAUAGCAACCUUGGGUCAGGUUUGAUGAUAUAUUCUGGCUGAAUUUCACUCCUUCAGUGGUGCAAACUAACCAUAAACUUGGUUAGACUAAGUUUAUGGCUGUCCUGCAUCACUUUCAUUGCAGAAAGGAAUCAGCAUUCCAAUGAAACUAGUUCCUAAUCUCUUUAUUCGCAGGAUUAUAUGGCAAUGAGUUCUUUGCUAUAGCUAUUCUUUGGAGAAAGAGAAGACUUCAAUCUGCAGGCCUAUCCAUUUGGCACUUUUUGUGAACAGAAAAUAAACACUGGGAAAAAAUAAAGACACCCCCCCCCCCAAAAAAAAGAAAAGAA
This is a messenger RNA of Gavialis gangeticus (Gharial), 4632 nucleotides long. RefSeq names its product dermatan sulfate epimerase-like (gene DSEL). The transcript has a single exon. Bases 364 to 4014 code for a protein of 1216 amino acids. Gene Ontology annotation, molecular function: chondroitin-glucuronate 5-epimerase activity; sulfotransferase activity. The record is from RefSeq and is a predicted model, not a curated record. Lineage: Eukaryota; Metazoa; Chordata; Crocodylia; Gavialidae.